UUUAGAUUUUAUAGUUGCAUUUUGAACCAUUUAGUAAAAGCCCUGAUCCUGUAGUGUCUGUCCGUCUGAACAGACGAGACACCAGGCAGAGAAUAAAUAACGCUCUCUGUUGGAAAUCUGCGGGAUUUAAUCAGCCUCAUUUAAAGUGUUAGGUGAAGGUUUAGGUCCAUAUUUACUGAGUUAUUUAAUUCCACAAUUGAUAAAUAUCAUUCACACAGUUGACUAAUUCGGUUUUUUCAUUACAUCUAAAGGGCGCCAUUAGAAUAGCGUUAGUUUGGAGGCCGUUAAAUCUGCAUGGACUUGAGCAGCUGCAGCUCUUAGAACUGGGGAGGGAAAAUCACUUUGCAGACAUCUUCGGUUCAUUUUACGCCAAGUUAUCUUACUGAUUUAAAACUACAGCUAAAUUAGCAGGAAAGAUGCGAGAGGCCUGUGUGAGGACUGUAUCUCAUCGUCAAGCUAGUCAACUUCUCCAUAACAAGUUUAUUGUCGUACUGGGAGACUCCAUUCAGCGAUCUGUGUACAAAGACUUGGUGUUGCUUUUGCAAAGAGACUCGUAUCUGUCAUUUUCCCAGCUCAAAAGCAAGGGAGAGCUGUCCUUUGAACAAGACUGUCUAGUAGAGGGUGGAAGACUAGGUCAUAUGAACAAUGGCACAGAGUACCGAGAGGUUCGUCAGUAUCGUACGGACCAUCAUCUGGUCCGGUUCUACUUCAUCACACGGGUCUUCUCUCACUACAUGAAGAGCAUCCUUGCUGACUUCAAACAUGAUCUGAAGCCAGAUGUGGUCAUAGUCAACUCCUGUGUUUGGGAUGUAUCAAGAUACAAUCGUAAUUGGGUCCCAGAGUACAAGGAGAACCUAAAUAAGUUCUUUAUGGAGCUGAAGGCUGUUCUGCCAGAGGAAAGUCUUGUGGUUUGGAACAUGACUAUGCCUCUGGGCAAGAGGAUCACUGGAGGAUUUCUGGUGCCUGAGAUUAAGGAUAUGGGCCCGACUCUUCGCUAUGAUGUGAUUGAGGCAAACUUCUAUGGUGCAACGCUGGCAGAUGCAUACGGGCUAGACGUUCUAGACCUUCACUUUGUCUUCCGGUUUAGCCUCCAGCACCGCAUAAAUGAUGGGAUUCACUGGAAUGCUUUCGCUCAUCGUCAGAUCACAUGCUUGCUGCUGGCUCAUGCUGCUCAGGCCUGGGGUGUAGAGCUGCCCAACCCUGUAGCCCCAGAUCAGAGUAAGACAUGGUUGCUGGAUUACAAGCAGACUCCAAGUGAAAGCUACUACAAGCCAGCAGGAUCCAUGAGAGAUUCUGGUCAUUAUGGAGCACCAUCUUGGCAACAACAGCUGCAGUAUGAUGGCUUUGGACCCCAUUUUUAUGAAGAUAGUUUACCUACACUCUCUCAGUUCAGCACUAGUUACUUCAGCUUUGAGAACAAAACAAGUGAUCGUGGUGGGAACUACAACAUCCGCUGUGAUGGUAAUGGCAGAACUGCUCCUGCUGCCCCCUCCUGGCCAGGGAACAACUUUGUGAUGAAGCAAAAACACACGAAGCACCAGUAUAACCCAUACACUCGGCAUAAUCCUAGAUACUGAAAACAAGCAACUUUGUGAUUUGAUGGCUGAAACAUACUGAUGUUCUUCAAAUCUUUCGUCAGAUGGA
This is a messenger RNA of Hemibagrus wyckioides, 1644 nucleotides long. RefSeq names its product family with sequence similarity 113 (gene fam113). The transcript has 8 exons. Lineage: Eukaryota; Metazoa; Chordata; Actinopteri; Siluriformes; Bagridae. The coding region runs from base 417 to 1577 and encodes 386 amino acids. The record is from RefSeq and is a predicted model, not a curated record.